AUGGCAGUUGCUUCCAAGAAAACUAUCUCAAUUUUAAAGUAUGAUAGCAAAGAAUCAACAUUUAAAUUUAUACAAGAAGUGGUACUUUCAGAUGAAGUGAAAUCCUUGAAUUGGAGCCGAGAAAAACUUUGUGUUGGUCUCAAAAAGGAAUAUUCAUUAAUUGAUUUACAAAAGCUUCCCAUAGGUCAUCAAAAGGUAAUGGAUUAUGUGAAUCGAGUUCAACAAAAUACUUUUGGAUUGUCACUUCCAAAUGAAACCGUUCUCUCUGUGAAUAAGAUAGGGGUAUUUAUCGACUCUUCUGGUUCAAAAUGUAGAUACAUUACUUGGAGUGAGGUUCCAAACAUGGUGGCUUAUUUAAAUCCAUUUCUCAUUGCAGUAUUAUCAGCAGGACUUGAAGUUAGAAUUUUACAUGAUCAACUUACAAGUGAGACUCUGGUCCAGAAUAUUCCACUCAAGGAUGAAAUCAUUGCAAUGAGCCAGCAAAAUUUCAUAGAUUUUGACAAUCCACAAAACAUUGACAGAGGUAUGGGGGUUGGAUCUACUUCUAGGGAUAAGAUUGAUAGGGAUGAUGAAAUAGAUCCAUCAAAUAGAUGCUUCCUUGCAUCUAAGGAUGCCAUUUAUGUAAUAGUCAUGAAGCAAUUUGAUUACCAAGCUGGAGAACUCUUACAUAAUCAACAAUUCGAAAGGACUCUUCAAAUCUGUGAAGCAGUUGAAAAUAGCAUCUACAAGUUGGAGAGUUGGAGAAUUGAAGCUAUUCACACAGAGUAUGGUUUCUACCUUGUCACUAAUGGUGAUUUUGGAAAAGCUAUGGUCCACUUCUCCAAGGGCAAUGUUGAUCCACGUAUGAUUAUCUCUCUAUUUCCUGAUUUAAUUCCAAGAUCUAUCGUGUAUCGGGAUUCAUUUUUCCUACCUUACACACCAGAAGAGAAGCAAAAGAUUGAGCUCUUCCUUGCAGAUACUGAACAACGAAAAACUGGCCUUCAGGCUCUCGUUCAAUAUUUACUUAAUAUAAGAAAAGAUUUGGACAAGUACUUUAUUGAGACAGUAGAUACAUCACUCUUAAAGGCACUUGUUUUAACAAAUGAUCCUCGCACAGAGGAAUUCAUUUCUCAACCAAAUCAUUGUAAUAUUUCAGAGAGUUUAAGCUUUAUUCUAUGUGAUGACCAAAACUUUAGAGAGUUGGUUCUUUUCUGCAAGACUAAAGACUUACAUGCAAAGGAACAGCAAUUACUGAAAUUAUUGGAGGAAAAGGAAUUUCUUCUUUCAAUUUUGAAGAAAAAUGGCUUGUCCCUUGAAUACGCACCUAUUUGCUACAGAAAUGAUAGAAAGAUUGUUUUGGAAGCUUUCAAACAAAAUGAAAAAGCACUUAAAUAUGCAUCCCAAGAAUUAAAGGGUGAUAAGAUACUCAAAUUACACACUUCCAUUGUACAUGUUGUAGAUUUUGUUUACUUGGAAGAAGAAGGGCUCUAUAAUUUGUUAUCCAAGACAAUAGAUUCGAAUAUUAUCGGCUUUAAUGAUGAUGAAUCUGAUAAUGCAUCUGAAUUGCCUCCUUCAGAGUGUUCUUUAGAGUUUGUACAGACUUGUAUUGUUAUUUGGAUUUUAAAGCUUAUAGGUGAGAACUACUUGCAGGUAGAAGCAAACAUUACGGAAACAAUUGACUAUUUCCUAUUUUGUAUGAACUUGGAAACCUUGUUAAAAGAUCGUAUCCAAAAGAUCACCAAAAGAAGCAAACUAGUUGAAACAAUUAAUGAUAUUUCAAACGAAUUUUCGUUUCACGCUUACUCAGAGCACGAGUAUAGCUCAAUAAUUUAUUUGCUUUACAAAACGAACGGGAAAGAUAUCAAAUCAAUUUUAUCAGAAUAUAGAAAUACCACAGGAACUACCCAUAGAGUGCUUACAGCAGCUAUUAUUUUUAGAGAAAACUCUUCCUUCAAGCGCUAUCAUUUAUUGUCCACGUUGGGUUAUGGAGCUGAGGGGGUUGUUUUCAAAGCUUUCGAUUUGGAGCUUAAAGAAACUUUUGCCAUCAAAAUCAAAUUUGAAUCAGAAUAUGAUUUAGAUCACACAAAAAAGAGAAUUGAGUUUUUAAAGCAAGAUAUUGAAGGUAAAAUCAAAUGUUUUGAUUGUGGAAUUAUAGAGUUUGGACAUUUAAAGACAAAGCAUUUGUAUACUAUAAUGGAAAUGGGAGAUGAAUCGCUUAGGAAAAUAAUAGGAAAGAAUAAUAUUAAUCAAAAAACAAUGGAAAAGAGUCACUUAAUUGAAAUACUUGAGAUAUUUUCCAAGAUUUUAUAUUCAGUUCAAACAAUACACAAUCACAACAUUGCUCAUAGAGAUUUGGAUCCAAAUAAUAUUGUUAAAGUGAAUGACACAUUUAAAAUUAUUGAUUUUGAUCAAUCUAGAGUUGUGGAACUAGGAAAAUCAAUAACAAUCAAUGUUGGAAAGUAUUCAUAUAUGGCUCCAGAAGUUUCAGAUAACACCUACGAAGAAGAGAACCGUCAAGAUUUAACAUACGACUCAAAACUGAUUCAAAAUAGAGAGGUAUCCACAUCGUGUGAUAUUUUCUCUAUGGGCUGUAUUUUUUUGGAAUUACUAACUAAUUGUCCAUUAAGAUUGGACAAAGGAUUCAUCAAUGGAACAGACCUCUCACUCUUCAAUGAAAAGCAUAGAUAUUUUACCUAUGAUGGAUUGUAUUUUCACUCAGCAGUAGUUACAUUGGAGGGAGAAUUGAAACUCCAUCAUGCCAUAAAAUUGUGGAUAGACAACCAUAUUAACAAUCAAUUCGGAGUCAAUGAGAUAAUAACAAGGUGUCUCAUUUCAAUGAUACAGAGAAACGCCAAAAAGAGAUUGGACUGUUUCACCUAUAAGUUAAUCAUUGAUUCUGUGAUCAAUUAUUUAAAAGGUGAAAUUACAGACCUGAGCAUGGCUAUUGAGAAUGAAAUGAAAGAAUUGCGUGAAGUGAGACCCUUGUUGAACUAUUCUGAAAUGAUCCAAGAAAAUUUCAAUUUACAAAAAGAUGUGGACAUGCUGAGAAAAGAAAAUGAAAAACUCAAGUUGGAGUUGGAAGAAUUGAGAAGAGAAAAUAAGAAAUUACAUUAA
Messenger RNA from Naegleria gruberi, 3093 nucleotides. RefSeq lists its product as uncharacterized. Lineage: Eukaryota; Heterolobosea; Eutetramitea; Acrasida; Naegleriidae. The record is from RefSeq and is a predicted model, not a curated record. Gene Ontology annotation, cellular component: membrane; cytoplasm. Gene Ontology annotation, molecular function: ATP binding; protein kinase activity. Gene Ontology annotation, biological process: autophagy; protein phosphorylation; vesicle-mediated transport. Bases 1 to 3093 code for a protein of 1030 amino acids. The transcript has a single exon.